Peronospora belbahrii is the source of this 537-nucleotide messenger RNA. The record is from the annotation of a GenBank genome assembly. Lineage: Eukaryota; Oomycota; Peronosporomycetes; Peronosporales; Peronosporaceae.
AUGUUUUCGUCGUGGGAUUUAGUACGCCCAACGCUAUGGCACCCCAUGUCAAUGCUGGAAUUGUCGAUGAUGGACAUGAAUGCGAUGCCUCAAUUAUCAAUGAGCAUGCAGCAGCAAAAGGAGAAGAAUGAGACACCCGCAGAAGCUGAGAAUAAACGCGCUUUCUCGUCGUAUUCGUUCAGUAGUUCGUCGGUCGUGGAUGAGGAAGGGCGUAAAGUGAUGAGUACACGUCGACGUUACGAAGACUCGACGGGUCGUCUGAAAGCCGAGCAUGAGCGUGAGGUCAUGGGUAAACGUCUAAAGACGGUGUGGAACCGAAAGUACGGAAAUGAUGAAGGUGAACACCAUACGAUUUGUUCUCAAAGUACACCCGAGGAGUUUGAAAAGCUCUGGAGUACGACGCCAUUUGGCAAGGCCCAGGAGAAGAAGAAGAAGGAGUUGAAGGAAUCGAGCGAGGCGGCGCAAGACGAGCAACAAAAGCAAUUGAAGCAACAGCAGGACCAGCAUCAGAAGCAAGAGACGACCAAGUCUGCGUAA